AUACUAGGCCAACUUACAGACGCACGCACAUCCACUUGUAUCGAGCAGCUUGCGCUGCAGAAAAAUCAGCCUUGAUUGUUUCGACCACAGAGAAGUAGGCUUUGCUGCCCCCUCCAUCCGAACUUUAACAGCUUUAUCGAAACAUUGUUGCAAUCUUAUUUACUAGGGCUGCGGCAAGCGUUCAGCGGCAGUGCCGACUACCAGCCCCGCUGUAGGAUGUGCUUGGACCUCUCUGCAACUAUAUCAGUUAAUCCCGUCUUGUAGCCAGCGGCAUCAUAGAAAUCGCACAGGUAGUAUGGAGGCUCCUAUACGUGCGCGCUUGCGCACGCGGCUUCAAGCGCCAGCGCACCAACGAGCGUCCCGGCCCCGCUUGGUCGUGCAGCCGACGCCCUUGUUGAAUCCGCUCAUAUGCACAAAACCUGGCCAUGGGCGACCUGCAGCUGGUCCUGCGACCGGUCAAUCGUCAGGUGACCUGGGUGAUGGCAGCAUCUUGUUCCGGUUUACGGACAGCGCUGCAGCGCCCAAGCUGGGCAGCACAAAUAGCGGCGGUGCACAAAACGCUGCGUGGUCUCCACUGCCGGCGAGCGGGAGCUCCAGAGACUCCUCUGGUCCAGUCGCGAGCAGCGCUGGUGCGGUCGAGGCGCCGACCCGCUCUAGCUCCACUGGCGGGGCCAGCACCAGCGGCAGCGGCAGCUCUGAUGGCGCCAGCCCGGCACCGGGUGCCGACGGCAGCUACAGCGAUUUCUAUCGCAAGUCAAAUGUGCGCCAUGAAGCCGCCGGCGCUGUGAACGGCUGGGCUGCUGGCAGCGCUUCCAACCCCAGCCCCAGCCGCACAAACGCCGACGCUGCCACGCAGACGCCCUCCUCCUCUUCCUCCUCCUCCUCCUCCUCCUCCUCGUCGUCCUCCACCAGCACGAGCACCAGCAGUCCUUUGUCAGCCGCGGCCGCGGCCGCUGACGCUUCCGCCGCGGCCGCAUCCGGCUCCGGCGGCGAGCCAGCGCCGGAGGUAUCGGCAGCGCUGGCGCGCGCACAGGCAGCGCUGCAGCGCGCCGAGACCUCGCUGGACGACAUUGAGCGGCUCAACUCCUCACUGGACGCCGCCACUCUGGCCUCACUGGAGCGCAGCGUGCGGCCGCCCAGCCGCUGGGAGAAGCUGCUGGCGCUGGCGCGCGGCGCGGCCGUGCUGUGCUCGCUGGGCGUCGCCAUGCUGGCGUCGCACGCGUUCGGCCUGGCUACGCAGUGGGCGGGCGCGGCAGCGGGCGCCGCCCUCAUCGCGGGCUGGGGGCUGCGCAAGGGCAGCCUGGCGCCCAGCGGCGCGGCGGCGGCGUUCGUGGUGGGGUGCGGCACGCUAGGCAGCAGCCUGCGGCUUGGCGCUACACUGGUGGCGUUCUUCCUGUCCAGCAGCAAGCUGACGGCGUACAAGGAAGAGCUGAAGGAGGGGCUGGAGGAGAACGCCAAGAAGGGCGGGCAGCGCAGCUGGGUGCAGGUGCUGUGCAAUGGCCUAGUGCCCACCAUCCUGGCCGUGAUCUACGGCAUCCUGGCCGGCUGCGUGGACCUGCCGCUGGGCCCGCCCCUCGCCGCGGCCGCAGCAGCCGCGCCCACGGCGGCAGCCGCAGCAGCUGAGGCGGCUGCCUCCACCGUCGCUUCCGCCGCCGCCGCGGCCACCGGCCCAGCGCUGGAGGCCUGGCGCGCUGCUGCCCUGACCGGCCUGAUGGGCGGCUUUCUGGGCUACUACGCCUGCUGCUGCGGCGACACGUGGGCCUCCGAGCUGGGGCCGCUGUCCGCCGACACGCCGCGCCUCAUCACCACGCUGCGGCCGGUGCGGCGCGGCACCAAUGGCGGCGUGACGCUGCUGGGCCUGAGCGCCAGUAUCAUGGGCGGCAUGUUCAUCGGCCUGGUGUUUUACCUGGCGGGCCUGGUGUCGCCCACGCUGUGGAUCUUCGAGUCGCAGCGCGCGCUGGCGGCCGGCCAGUGGCGCCUCAUCCCGCUGGGCCUGGUGGCGGGGCUGGCGGGCAGUGUGUUGGACUCGGUGCUGGGCGCCACGCUGCAGUACAGCGGCUACGACACAGCCAGCCAGCGCAUUGUGGCCCGUCCCGGACCCAACGUGGUGCGCAUCGCCGGCCCCGAGCGCGGUGGGCUGCUGGACAACAACGCCGUCAACCUGGUCAGCGCCAGCCUCACGUCGGCGCUCACCGCCGCCGUGGCGCUCAAGCUGUUUGGUUUUUGAGGGGAGGGGAGGGGUGGGAGGAGUGGGACGAGGGAUGGGAUGAGGGGUGGGGCUAGGCGGGGAGUGGGAGCGGGGCGCUGGUGGGCUUAGUGGUUGGGGUCGCAGGGGAGACAACGCGCUGGGCUCAUGGGAGGUUUUGGUCAAGCCGCGGCUAUGGGGUAACGAGGGGGUAAAGCGCUUCGGGCAGCAGCCCACCGCGCCCAGAGGUCAAUCCAGGAGGCGCAGGCUGUGAGGCAGAGGAGCCGGGUGUGGGAAAGUAACAGUUACUGCGAGGUUGGCAGCGGGGGCAGGACCGCACCUGCGUUUCUCAUGGCCGGGUGGGGCAGCUUGGCAGACGGCUUGGUCGCCGCGCCUGUGUCUUGCAUGCGUGUAGACGCCACAGGCCUCAAUGCCCUGCAGUCAGUAUGGCACGUACGUUGGCAUGGGGCUGCAGCGGUUGCGCCGCUUGGGUUCAACGCCCCCGUGGCGCCGUCGUGACUCCUAGUGUGGCUCGCUCGACGCAGAUUGCAUGUUCGGCUGGAGACCUUCGGAGGUGAUCUGCGAGAGUUGUGAGAGUGCUAAUGGAGUUGUCGUAUCCAGGGGUUGCAUACGGUACGGCUUGAUCGUGGUGGAGUGUGGUCCGGGCGUGAGGCCCUACAGGGGUUCUUGGGCCAUGCUUGUCUGGAGCGGUUUGCCGUGCGUCCAAGUUGGGGGCGUGGCGGCUCUAUGGCUGGGCGGCCUCAGACGUGGGUUAGGCAAGUGGUGGAAGUCCAUGUGCGCAAAUGUGUGUCCAACCGUUGUUCGCCAAGAGUUCACUGCAAUGUAUUUGUGUUUGAGGGCGAUGUUCGUUGCUGCCAAGUUGAUGGGGAAAUUCCCCUUUGGCCGUGUUCUUCCGGCCCGUUCUCUCUGUUGAUUUUUGCACGCAGUGCAUAAGAAACAAAAUUCUUUGAAUCCUGAUGUUGGCCCGGGCCAUACACCGCGAUAGAGGGGCCUCAGGCGGAGUGCGCAAUCGAGGCUGGCACACGUUGGCGUUGGCACACGGGGGCUCGCUCGUGUGGUUCAAUCCCUCGCUGGGAAAGGCCAGAGUGCUGCCGUGGGCCAUCGACUAGCGGGUCCAUCAUGGUGCCUGGGCCGCGCCUGUUGGCUCUGUGAUCCAGGCUCCCUCUGAGGCGCAGGCGCAAUACGCGGCAUGACUUUGCCUCUUGCCGGCGUGUGCUGUGCAGAAGCGUACGGCCUGCAUGUAACUACACGUGUGA
This is a messenger RNA of Chlamydomonas reinhardtii, 3462 nucleotides long. RefSeq lists its product as uncharacterized. Gene Ontology annotation, cellular component: membrane. Lineage: Eukaryota; Viridiplantae; Chlorophyta; Chlorophyceae; Chlamydomonadales; Chlamydomonadaceae. The record is from RefSeq and is a predicted model, not a curated record. Bases 296 to 2227 code for a protein of 643 amino acids. The transcript has 4 exons.